GCCGUUCUCUGACGGCCCCCGGGGCCCAGUGCGGGCCCCUGGAGGCCGAAAAAGGCUGAAACCCCUCCGCCGUGACCAUUUUGCAACGCGAGGAGGUCGGAGUCCAAGGGCCCGUAGGCAGCCCCGUCGGCGGUCCUCGGCGAUCCUCGGCGGCCACUCCGCCAAGGAGGACACCCGGCGGAGGGAGGGAGAGUGAUACGAUGAGGAAGGCAAGGAAACGGCGAAGGCACCUUUUCCUGGCUCCCUCGGCUGCGGCGUGAAGCGCAGCCACCCUCGAGCAAAAUGAUCAACCACCAAAAGCGACAGCCGCCGACCAGCAGCUGCCCAAAACCUGUAACGGGUCGAGACCUGUCAGAGGGGGCCGAGAAGCAGAGAAAGGCAGAGCGGGAGGGAUCGGGAGAGGGGCAGACGAUUGUUCAAUGCGCGGCCCGAGAAGUCCCGACCCCUUGCCUGGGCGUAGCUUUUGUCGCCCUGGGGCCACGCUCGAUGGCACGGGGCCGCACCGCUGGCCCCAGGGGCCCGAACCGAGGAGAAGCGCCAGAAGAGACAAAGUCCGAGCCCAGGGCGAAGGCCGCGCAGCAGAGGCCACCAAGGCGAAGGGCCACUCUCGCGUGCCGCCGAAGGUGGAGCGCGCGCUCCGCCGCCCAGCGGCGCGCGCCGCGCGCGCGCGGCCGUCCGAGCCGCGCGCACGCUCGAGAUGCGCCCCCAGCGGGAUCCACGCGGCGCCCGGAGCGAACAGAGGAGGCGGCGCAGGGCAAGCAAGGAGCGCGCGCGCGAGUAAGGGGCCCCGCAGGGCGCGGAGCCGCGGCUGAUGGGGAAGCGACAAAGGCGGGCAUCAGUCUCCAACGUCUGCCUCGCCCUCCUCCUCCACCAUCUCCCCCUUCCCUCGGUGCCUGCCAAGGCUGCGCUCGCGGCUCCAGCUCAGGCCUUAAGAGAGAACUUGGUCUCGCCCUUCUCGAAGAAGCCGACGAUCUGGUUGGCCGCAGCGAUGCCAGCGUUGUUGUUUGCCUCGAUGGUCUGGGCGCCCAUCUUCUUCUUGGUGAAGAUCACCCGCUUCAUGUACUUGUCCCCAACGAUCGCCUUCGCCUCCUCCUGCGCCUUGAAGCCGACGUCGCACAGGUAGCAGAAGUCGGGCCUCUCCUUCAGCACCUCGAGCAUCUGCCCCUCGUGCACAACCUCCAUCCUUGCAGUGUUGAUCAGGGUGCCGCCCUUGGGCAUUUUGAGCAGCAGCUCCUUGUUGAUGGACUCCUUGGUCUCCGGAGUCAGCGGCACGUGCAGCGACACGUACUGGUGCUUGAAGAGGUCCGCCACGGUGUCCACAGGCUCGGCGCCCAUUUUCUUGAUGGCGUCCUUCGGGAUGUAGGGGUCGUAGGCGUACAGGACCAUGCCGAAGCCUGCUGCCAGCUUCCCCACCGCCCUGGCGACGGCCCCGUAGCCGUAGAAGGCGAUGCUGCGGCCGACGAGCUCGAAGCCGCUGGUGCCGUCGUAGUUGUUGCGGGCGCUUGUCAGCAUCAUGCCGAACACCAGCUCGGCGACGGCGUUCGCGUUCUGCCCUGGGGUGUUCAUCGCCGUGAUCGACUUCGCCUCACAGGCCUUCAAGUCGAUGUUAUCGUACCCAGCGCCGGCCCGCACGACGAUUUUCAGCUUCGCGGCCUUCUCCAGGACCGCGGCGUCCACGAUGUCGCUGCGGAUGAUCAUGGCGUCCACGUCGGCCACGGCGGCCAAGAGCUCGUCCUUGCUCUUGUAGUUCUCCAGCUUCUUCAUGGUGUACUUGGACUCGUCGAAGGCGGCCUGGAUCUUGGCCACCGCGUCGGCCGCAAAGGGCCUUCUCGGUCGCCAGCAGCACUGUGCGCGCCUUGCCCGCCUCGCCCGCCAUUGUCGGAAGUGAGCGCUGGAAGCUGAAAGUCUGCGCCGCGCGCCUGACCGAGGCCGUAGAAGUAAGCCCUCUUUUCAGCCAAAAUGGCU
Prorocentrum cordatum is the source of this 1965-nucleotide messenger RNA. Lineage: Eukaryota; Dinophyceae; Prorocentrales; Prorocentraceae. The record is from the annotation of a GenBank genome assembly.